AUGACGGUAGUUACGGAGGUUGACAAGCGGGCAAAGAAGGGUUUGGAGCAGAUAAUUGUUGCGUCAACUUCCUGCAACAAGGCUGCACCUGAUGACCAUGGACUCAUGGGUAUCUUGUCAGCUGGCACCGCAGCACACAGGUCCACAGGACAUGACGAGUUUGGCAGCACUUUUGGCACGAACUGGCUACGGUGUAGCGGCCAGCCGUCACAGUCCUCGCUGGGAGAUAUGGCUGUCAGGUCCAGGUAUCCGACAGUGCUGUCGAACCAUUUCACGGCAUCAAGGGCCCCUACAGGGCAUGUACCCUUGGCAACAUUAGGAUCCGUACAAACUGUACAGGGGAUGCCCGUUCACAGCAUGACACGAUGCAAGCCCACUAGGUCCCUUCACGGCAUGGUCAGUGUGAUGACGGCGGCGGAGUCUGCUCGGGACCUUUUGUCUUCAAUUAUUCAUCCUGUAUCAUACAGCAAGCUUGCUUCGCACUUGGUCCGAGAUUACAGCGUGGAGCUCUUCGAUUCUCUUUCGGGGCUCAUCCUCUGUCAUUUGGAUGAGCUAAACGGAAAAGAAUUGAGCAACCUGCUGUGGGCGUACAGCACUGUAGGCCACCGCGAUCCUAGCUUGGUGACCUGUAUCAUGCAAUCGCUCUUUAGCAAGCUGCCGGAGCUGGGACCCGCAGAGCUGGCGAAUGCUCUGUGGGCUCUGCAGCGCCUGGACUUGUAUGACGCAGAGUUUGUCUCUGCAGCAUCAGAGCACGUAUGGGAUGGUCUGCCAGCUGCCACGCCGCGACAGCUUGCUGCCAUCGUGCAGUCGUAUGCUUGGUUCCGACAGCAGGACCUGCAGCUCGACGAGGAUGUGGAUUUGCUGCGCAGCAUUGCGACCGAGUUCCGACAGCGGCUGCCGGCCGCGAGUGCCACAGAGGUCGCGUUGGUGCUGUCGGGCAUGGCGCGCCUGCGCCGUGAUGAUCCAGCUCUUCUUGCAGAUGCGUGCGCUGCGCUGCGGGGUGCGAUCGAUGAAGCGGGGCUGCCCUCACUUGCUGAAGCCAUCUGGUCAUGCGCACUCCUGCAGCACCGGGACCUCGAGCUUCUAGAGGCUGUCGCGGAGCGAGUUUCAGAGGCAUUGCGCCUUGCGGUGCAGCCGCCUGCAUACAUGGCAGGAAGCCCCGGGAGUGCUUCUCCCAGGCCUUACCAGCCCAGUGCUUGUGACGAGCAGUCCUCGGCGGCAGCGUCCGGGCAAGUGACAGACAUAGCUGUAUUGAGCGGUAGGCUGGCUGAGGCUUCGGAUGCCGGACCCACGGUAGUGGAGGUCGCGGCGGUGCACACGACUGCACCGCUCGGGGGGCUGCCGCGCCGUCACGGUCUUCCAAAUCUGUUGCCGCCGCCGCCGCCGCCGCAAAUGCCCGUAUCUCCACAGCCACCGCAGCAGCAGCAGCAGCGUUCGGCCGCGCGUCGGCAAGGCAAUCCCGCUGAGCCAUUUGCUGCUUGCGUCGGCGAUGCAUUGCAGAGAUUUAAUGCGCUGUGGCCUACUUGCUUCGGACCAGGCAAUCGCAGCCACCUAUGUGCAUUAUACGAACGGUUUAAUCCUUCUCUCUCGGAUGACUGGCAAAGCGCUUCAUAUGGUGGCAGUGCCACGGGAAUCCCUGGCCCAGUAGAAUAUGCCGGGGCUUCUGCCUCAGCUGUGAGCAGCACGCAUGGAGAGACGAAGCCAAUGGCACAAGGCCCCGGGCAGGGCCCUGUAACGAAUGCUGUGCAGAGCGCCGACGCCGCAGCCCUUCUAGAUGCAGACGUGGUGUCGAAGCUUCUCUGGUCGUAUGGCGCUCUUCAUUGCUAUAGCAGCUCACUGAAUACGCUGCUCUUCCGGCAGCUGCAGCGCUUGCAUCCGGAGUGCAUGUCCUGGUCCGCAUUGGCGAGGCUGAUGGGUGCACAGGUCAAGAAGCUGCCUGAGCGCUACCUGGCGCCCUGCUUUGUGGCUUUCCAUGCGGAGCAAAUGGGGCGGGACUACGUGAGGCCCGAGGCAACGGACUCAUCGGCCAGAUCUAAAACAUCGCUGCAGCCUUUGCCAGGUUCGCCGCUAAGCAGGGCCACUCUACAGGCGGAAGUCGUUGCAGUGCUGCGGGACGUGGGGCUGCAGCUGCGUCCCUCGGCAUCGGUCGACGGGCUCUUUAGCUUGGAGCACACAAUCCUAGGGCAACAAAUAGCACCUGGAGGAAGCCUAGUGUAUAAACACAGUUUUUUCUUCCGGCGAUUACCCAACCGCAGCAUCAACGGCCUCACCAUCUGCCUCGAGGUUUUGGCGGCUGGGUGUUGCACAUUGGACCCUCCGCACCGCCCAAUGGGCCCAGCAGUUGCGCGUCUACGGUCUCUCGAGUUCCGCGGCUGGACACCACUGGUGGUUCCCUUCUACGAGUGGGCUGCGCUGGCAUCCGAAGACAGCAUUGUGGCCUGGGCGAGUCAGGCGGGGCCCAAUGGCGAGGCUGAGAGGCAGCGGGUGAUGCAGGCUGUAAGCACUGCCCGGCAGGUGUACUUACGACGCAAAUUGGAGGACGUGCUGGCUGCUUUUCAAACGUGCAGUGGCAACAGCACUAACCGGAAGUGGGCAGCACGCGUUAUACCGUUGCUGAAGAAUCCUCAUUGGCUGCUUGUGUCUUUGGUGCUCGUCAAUGCUGCGUGCAACACCUCCCUCCCGAUCUUUCUGGACAGCAUGGUUAGCCCAGCGCUGGCAAUUGUUCUGGCCACAACGGCGGUGCUCAUCUUUGGAGAGAUCCUGCCACAGGCCGUGUGCGCAAGGCAUGGCAUAGCGAUUGGUGGGGCACUGAGCUGGGUGGUGCGCCUCAUCCUAAUCGUCACGAGCCCGGUCAGCUGGCCGGCGGGCCGACUGCUGGAUUGGAUACUCGGACAUGAGGAGAAAGUGCACGACCGUCGGCAGCUUAAGACCCUGGUGGCGCUGCAUGCCAAGCACGAAGGCUUGGGCGGUAACCUGAUGAAAGACGAGAUCAAGAUCAUCCGCGGCGUGCUAGACCUAGCUGGUAAGGAUGCCGCCGCCGCAAUGACUCCCCUCGACCGCGUCUUUGCGCUGCCAGCGGACGCCGUGCUCAACCGGCGUUGCCUGGCGGCGGUGUUACGGACGGGUCUUAGCCGCGUCCCGGUGUGGCAGCAGGGCCCUGCGGGUUACCCCGAGUUCCUCGGCUUUCUGCUGACCAAGGAGAUACUGCAGCAGGUCGAUCCCUCCAAGCCCAUCCGCGCGAGCCAGGCGCCCAUGCGCGUCCUUCCGCACUUGUCUGCGCACACGUCCCUCUUCGACCUGCUCAAGUUCUUCAGCAGCGGCGCCACACACAUGGCGGUUCUCACGGUGCCAGAGCCCGAGGUGGUCAGCUUGAUGCGCAGCCUGGCGGGGCCGGGUAGCACCAGCAGCACUCGCGGCAGUGGCAGUAGCGACGAUAGCAGUAACGACGAUGACGACGGGGAAAACUCUACCAGCAGCAGCUCGUCCUCUUCAUCGUCGCGCAGCUCUCGCAGCAGUGCAAGCAGGAGGAGCCCUGACAUGUGCCGCACCAGUACGUGCCAAGGGGCCACAACUUCACGGAGCACGCCAAGCGGCCCUAGCGGUGCCAGAGCCCCGCGGGGUUCCCUGGGUUGGCUGGCUAGGAGGUCCUCACGCUGGCGCACAGCUGAGCACCGCAUCCGAGCGGUACUAAGGCUCCUUUCGACUGGGAAAGGCCGCCGGAGGGCCCACUUGAGUACCCUGGAAGGGACCGGAACCCAUGGCAGCACCGAGGCUGACGUGCAUAUGGGUCAGAGCUUGACGGCUCCGCGGGCGCUCAGUGGCGGCGAACACAUGCCGCCCGGUGGUAUGGAAGUUUCUACUGGCGGUGGUGAUGACAUCAUAGCAGACGCCUGCGCUGAACUGGGGGAGCGCCGCAGCUUAGAUGCACUGCAUGGAUCCGCCAGGCCCGAGGUGCAGCUGAGCAGCAUGGGCGCCAUGGCGUCAGAGAAGUUGUCCCGAGUGGCUGCGGCGGUGCUUCAGCCGGAGGGCGUGUGUGCGGAGGACGAGGACGGCUUGCCAGCACAUCCAUCUUUGGGUGCCCAGCCGAACACCCCCAGUGCAGCCGUACUGCCUACCAUGGAAAUUCCGGAGCCUGCACUGCCGGUGCAGGGCGUUCAGUCUGAGCAGCAGCAAAUGCAGGUUGCGGAGCUAAUUAUAGAGAACAUGUAUCGGCAGCACGUUGAUACGGGAGCGCCUGCCUUGACUAUGGAUCCUGAACCUCCAGCCACGAAGGUGGCAGCUCCGUCGAUUCAGACACAAGGCCACCAUCACCCAAAUCGCCGACCCCACGGGCCCAACCUUGGCCAGUCUCCUGCGGCACAACUCAGGAGCCUGCGCAUGUACGGCGUCGGCAACGGCAUUGCUGGGCCGCCCACAGUCCCGUCGAGCGGUGUUGCCGAACCCCCCAUGCACAACGCACGCUCGGCGCCCAUAGGCCAAGAGCUGGAAUUUGAUAGCCCCGCGACAGGAGCGGCCACUGGGGUCAACACUAGUUGCUUGGGGGAGGCACAGCCGGGGUCCAACUACGGCAACACCCGAGCGGUUUUUAUGCAAGGGUCCCACCCUGGCGACCACUGGCUUAGCAGUGCAGCAGCUGCCGCCGAGAUGCUAGUACCCGUGGGCAUCAUUACACUUGAGGACGUGGUCGAGGAGCUGAUGCAGACAGAGAUUUUGGACGAAACGGACACGGCUGCACUGGGUGGCGGUGGACAGGCGGCUACACCUCAGCACGCGGUGCGGCCUGUGUCGUGA
Messenger RNA from Volvox carteri f. nagariensis, 4791 nucleotides. RefSeq lists its product as uncharacterized. Gene Ontology annotation, cellular component: intracellular membrane-bounded organelle. The transcript is spliced from 14 exons. Gene Ontology annotation, biological process: magnesium ion homeostasis. NCBI's taxonomy places the organism in Eukaryota, Viridiplantae, Chlorophyta, Chlorophyceae, Chlamydomonadales, Volvocaceae. The coding region runs from base 1 to 4791 and encodes 1596 amino acids. The record is from RefSeq and is a predicted model, not a curated record.